UUAUUUCCUAUAUAAACCCCUUUCCUCGCUAGGCAAAUUGCAUUCUAGUUUCAAUAGAGAAAGAACCUCUCCCUCAUAUUAUAUUUAUUCCCUCUCUAUUUCUCUCUCUUUGGCUUCGCUACUUUCUCUACAGCUCUCAAGAGCGUGGUAUGCCAUGUGCAUUUUUUGCUGAAACAAAAACACAAGAAGAUCCAGUUAGAUAUUGUAAGAGUAGUCAUAUUGCUUGUAUGCAUUUAUAUAUGAAAUGGGCUCUCGAGGAAGACUAUUAUUUGAUCUUAAUGAACCUCCCGCCGAAGACGAUGAGGAGAGUGAUCGAGGUAUCUGCAUCCAGCCACAAAAGGCACUUCCAUCAGCAAAUCCCCAUGCUACUGACUUGUUUGUGACAUCAUCAGGUUCUCAACGAAUAGCAAAUAACCAUGCAUUCUCACAUGCAUCUACUGGCUCAGGUUUUCAGCCUUUUAUUCGGCCUAAAGUUUCUACUUGCCCUGAAGUAGGUGUUGAACCCAAAAGAACAGGCGAUCAGAAUUCCAAUUUGGCAUCGUCUUCUUCAAGAUCAAAUAUUAGUGGGGAGAUAAAAUCACAAGUAGCAGCUUCAUUUGUGUCAGGUUCUGCAAAUGCUCAGGCCAUGGAAAGAGAAGAAGGUGAAUGGUCUGAUGCUGAGGGGACUGCUGAUGCAUAUGGAAACUUUUGUAUGCAUGAAGAGGUUAAAGCUUCUCAAGAACAAGGUGUACAGGAAUUGGAGUCUAAUGCUUUAGGUGUGACUGUUGAAAGUGUUAGUGCAGCUGAAAACAGUCAUUCUCCAUUAAGACUGGAGCCACAUCUGAAUGAAAAUAAGGGCAACAGUGUCCAAAUUUCAGAAGGUGACAGUAAAGGUAAUAUAUCCAUUGAUGGUCAAGAAGAGCCUGUGUUGGUGCCAAAACAGAGAGAAGUUAAAGGAAUUGAAGCAAGUCAUGCACUGAAGUGUGCAAAUAAUCCUGUAAAGAGGAAGAUAGACCAACAGAAAGAAGCAAUGCUGGGAAAGAAACGGAAUAGGAAGACCAUGUUUCUUAAUUUGGAAGAUGUCAAACAAGCUGGUCCUAUCAAAACCUCUACUCCAAGAAGGCAGAACUUUCCAACACCAGUUAUCACACGUACCGUGAAAGAAGUUCGCACUAAUCCUCAAUCUGGUGAACGUGCUGGAGAAAAGCAAGGUCAGCCAAUAAAUGAGGAUCAGAAGCAAGUUGAUUUACCAUGUAAUGAUGGAAUUAAUCCUGCUGUGGAGUUAUUUGAUCAUAAGUCUGAAUGUGAUGGUGAUACCAGUUCUGGACUACUUGCCAGGCCUAGGAGGUUAAAUAGUGACACUGAACUUUCAGAGGCUCAUCUACCACCCAUACCAAGACAGAGUUCAUGGAAGCAACCUGAUUUGAGGCAGCUUAAGAAUAUGCAGUUUUCUAAUAGAAAGCCAGCUCCAAUCAACCAAAGCUCUAUGGACACUAAGAUGGUAAAUAAGAAACAUCUUCCUUCUAAAAAGACAACUGCUACCAGUACAUCGUAUCAGGACACAUCUGUGGAACGCCUUAUACGAGAGGUGACCAGUGAAAAGUUUUGGCAUCACCCAGAGGAUACUGAUCUCCAGUGCGUUCCUGGGCGGUUUGAAUCUGUAGAAGAUUAUGUCAGAGUAUUUGAGCCUCUACUUUUUGAGGAAUGCCGUGCACAACUGUACAGCACAUGGGAAGAGUUAACUGAAUCAGCUUCAAGAGAUACACAGAUAAUGGUCCGCAUCAAAAACAUUGAACGGCGAGAAAGAGGAUGGUAUGAUGUGAUAGUUCUUCCUGCUAAUGAAUGUAAGUGGGUAUUUAAGGAGGGUGAUGUUGCAGUUCUAUCGGCUCCAAGGCCUGGAUCAGCAGUUAGAAACAAGCGCAACUCCUCUACAAUUGAAGAAGAUGAAGACACUGAGGUUAAUGGACGUGUGGUUGGAACUGUUAGGAGGCACAUACCCCUUGAUACUCGUGAUCCUAUUGGUGCAAUUGUUCACUUUUAUGUUGGUGAUUCCUAUGAUUCAAGCAGCAAGGUCGAUGAUGAUCACAUUCUGAGGAAACUUCAACCUAGGUCGCUUUGGUAUCUGACAGUUCUUGGAUCUCUUGCAACUACCCAGCGUGAGUAUGUGGCAUUGCAUGCAUUUUGUCGUCUUAAUUCUCAGAUGCAAACUGCUAUCCUUAAACCUAGCCCAGAUCACUUCCCAAAAUAUGAGCAGCAAUCUCCAGCUAUGCCUGAAUGCUUCACACCAAAUUUUGUUGAUUAUUUACAUAGGACCUUUAAUGGGCCCCAGCUUGCAGCAAUCCAGUGGGCAGCUACACAUACAGCUGCUGGAACAAGUAGUGGGGUGACGAAGAGACAAGAGCCAUGGCCUUUCACCCUUGUUCAAGGGCCUCCAGGAACUGGUAAGACACAUACAGUCUGGGGGAUGCUAAAUGUCAUUCAUCUGGUUCAGUAUCAGCACUACUAUACCUCUUUGCUAAAGAAAUUAGCACCUGAGAGCUAUAAACAAGCUAAUGAGAGUAAUCCUGAUAGUGUUGCAAUGGGAUCGAUUGAUGAAGUCCUCCAGAACAUGGACCAGAAUCUUUUCCGCACCCUUCCUAAACUCUGCCCAAAACCUAGAAUGCUAGUUUGUGCUCCUUCUAAUGCUGCAACUGAUGAGCUUCUUGCCCGUGUUCUUGAUCGAGGAUUUAUUGAUGGUGAGAUGAAAAUCUACCGUCCUGAUGUGGCCCGAGUUGGGGUAGACUCUCAAACACGGGCUGCCCAGGCAGUUUCUGUUGAGCGGAGAACUGAACAACUUCUACUCAAGAACCGUGAUGAAAUUUUUGGACAUAUUCAGACUUUAAAGGCUCGUGAAGCCAUGUUAUCUCAGCAGAUUGCUACUCUUCAAAGGGAACUUACUGCUGCAGCUGUUACUGUUCGGUCCCAAGGUUCUGUUGGUGUUGAUCCUGAAAUUCUUCUUGCUCGGGAUCAGAACCGAGAUGUACUGUUGCAGAACUUGGCUGCAGUUGUUGAAAGCAGAGAUAAGGUUCUAGUUGAGAUGUCUCGCCUUCUCAUUUUAGAAGCUAAGUUCCGUGUUGGCAGUAACUUCAACUUGGAAGAAGCCCGUGCUAAUCUUGAGGCUAGUUUUGCCAAUGAGGCUGAGAUUGUUUUUACUACUGUCUCAAGUAGUGGGCGUAAAUUAUUCUCUCGCCUUACUCAUGGUUUUGAUAUGGUUGUAAUUGAUGAGGCUGCUCAAGCCAGUGAAGUUGCGGUACUUCCUCCCCUCGCUCUUGGUGCAGCAAGAUGUGUACUUGUUGGGGAUCCCCAGCAACUUCCUGCAACUGUCAUCAGCAAGGCUGCUGGGACCCUCCUAUACAGUAGAAGCCUUUUUGAAAGGUUCCAGCAAGCAGGGUGCCCAACAAUGUUGUUAUCUGUGCAAUAUAGGAUGCAUCCCCAGAUCAGGGAUUUCCCAUCUAGGUACUUCUAUCAAGGACGUCUUAUUGAUAGUGAAAGUGUUGCCAACUUACCUGACGAGGUUUACUACAAGGACCCUUUGCUUAAACCUUAUUUAUUUUAUGAUAUUACUCAUGGCCGAGAGUCCCAUAGAGGUGGUUCUGUUUCAUACCAGAAUGUGCAUGAAGCAGUGUUUUGUUUGCGCUUGUAUGAGUACCUACAGAAAACCUUAAAAUCUUUGGGUGUGCCAAAAAUCACAGUUGGUAUAAUAACACCAUACAAGCUGCAAUUAAAAUGCCUACAACGUGAGUUUGAGAGUGUUCUAAGGACAGAGGAAGGGAAGAGGGAUAUAUAUAUUAAUACUGUAGAUGCUUUCCAGGGCCAGGAACGUGAUGUUAUUAUUAUGUCUUGUGUCCGUGCCUCAAGUCAUGGGGUGGGAUUUGUUGCAGAUAUUCGACGAAUGAAUGUUGCUCUUACUCGUGCUAGAAGGGCUUUGUGGGUUAUGGGUAACGCCAGUGCUCUGGUGCAAUCGGAUGACUGGGCAGCCUUAAUUGCUGAUGCCAAAGCUAGGAAUUGUUAUAUGGACAUGGAUUCUCUCCCCAAGGACUUCACAAAAGACUUGCUCCCCAAAGAAUUUUCAGGGCCAAGGGGACUUGGUUACUCUCCAUCACAGGGUAAGGCUUCUAAUAUGAGAGGUUUAAGGUCUGCUGGACCAAGACAUAGAUCACUCGAUAUGCACAUGGAAUCCAGGUCAGGAACACCAUCAGAGGAUGAAGAUAAGUCGGGCACAACUGUAAUUUCUAGGAAUGGGAAUUAUCGGCCAUUUAAGUCGCCACUGGAUACUUUUUUGGAUGAUUUUCAUCCAUCAGGUGACAAAUCUAGAGAGGCCUGGCAAUAUGGUAUACUGAAGAAGCAAAAUUCUGCUGGUACAAUGGGGAAAAGAGAUUCCUAGGCAUUGGUUGUUGUCUACGAACUGUUUUGGCUCAUGGCGGUCCGUGGAGCAAAACUUUAUUUAUAAUCCUUGCAUUGAAAUUUAUGGAGCUCUUAGCUCCAUGAAUAUUGAAACAAUUUGUGGGAAGUUGGUGCCAGACUUGUGUCUGAUAAUUGCCCUAAGAUGAACAAGUUGAGAGGGAUUUGCAUGGGUCACCAGUGAACUUUUGCCAGUCUGCCAUGUUGAUUCCUGCUAGGAGGUGGAUGAUCUGGGGGGUAGGAUGUAUGAAAUCAAACCCUAUAUCCACCCACCAGACAGGCUUCGAAGGAGUUGAAUGCUGGCAUUAAUGGUUGUGCCGCCCUACAAUAUCCCUUUGCUUGAUAAUUGAUUGUUGCAAUCUGCUAUUACUUGGAUGAAGUCUUUAAUCGAUACAGUUGGGCAGUCAUCUCAAAUUUUGGUGCUCUUUGACUCGUCCUUUUCCGCAAUACACUGAAUGCAUGACCGACUCUGGGGGUGUGAAUUCUUUUGGAUCUGUCAAAUUUGAAGGUACAUUCAUCAAAUUUACAAAUGCUUGCAAAAUGUCAGAGGACGAAUGGCGAUUCUUGAACGGGUGUGCUUUGCAGAAUCCUAAGAAUCAACCUCUAUCAAAGUUGCCGUAUAUAUUCUUUGAACAUGGAGAUGCACUACGGUGAUAACUUUUUAGGUCUGAAGGAUACGGGUUGGUUAACCAAGUAUUCUUUGCUUUUGUUCUUUAUGUUAAUUUUCCUUGGUUCUUUAAACCAAAAGACUUGGAUAGAAAUAGGACACACCUCCAAAAUUCUGUAUAGAGAAGUAAGACUCCUAAAAGGGUACAGGAUUGUGCGAGGAACUCUCAUCUAGCUGACUUUGUGUAUACAGCUUCAGGUGGAACCAAAGAAUUCUUUCUCAGCUGCGAAAAACCUCAGCUGCUGUAUUUUUUUUUUUUUAAACUUGAAAACCAUCAAAUAAUGGCCCAAGGUUUUAAGUUAUACCAUUUGUUUUAUUUUCCUGUGAUGAGAUGUACUUUUCCUCAGAUUGCCAUUACUUGAAAGUAAUGCGGGGGAUAUAAUUUAUGUAGCGAUGAACACAUCCGUACAUGAUUCAAUUUAUUAUGUUAAAAAUUCUCUCAAGUCUAUAA
Molecule: messenger RNA, 5537 nt
Organism: Gossypium raimondii (Peruvian cotton)
Lineage: Eukaryota; Viridiplantae; Streptophyta; Magnoliopsida; Malvales; Malvaceae
Exons: 9
Coding region: 245-4402 (1385 amino acids)
Molecular function (GO): helicase activity
Source: RefSeq, a predicted model, not a curated record